Messenger RNA from Adineta steineri, 1203 nucleotides. Lineage: Eukaryota; Metazoa; Rotifera; Eurotatoria; Adinetida; Adinetidae. The record is from the annotation of a GenBank genome assembly.
AUGGAAUCGACUUCGCCUUUUCAGACACUUCCUGUGGAACUUAUCUAUCGUAUGCUUGAUUUACUCGAUGCAAAAGAUAUUCUAUUUUCAUUUGGUCAUGUCUGCAGACGAUUUUAUACAAUUGCUCAUAAUUACAAUAGUUUAUCGAUUAAGUUUACAUAUGAUUCACCUAUCGCUGAUAUUCGACGACUGUGUCGAGUUUUAAAACCAGAAAAUAUCGUUGUACUUUCUUUAAAAAAUUCUCUCUACAGAUCGAAAAAUAAUGCAAUUCAAUUAUUUUUGCGUUGUACCUUUAUUUGUCAAAUGACUCGACUUCGUUCAUUGUCGAUUGGCGAUGUUGAAGAAUAUGAUCUGCAGACAAUCAUGCAUGUCCUCAUCACAACGUCCACUCUUACAUCAUUAUCGUUGAAAAUGAAUAAAAUAAAAAUUCUAACUAAUGAUUCUAUUGUCCUACUUUCAGCGAUGGUUGCAAUACCGAGUCUUCAUAAAUUGACCCUUGUUGUUGAUAGAAAAAUAAUCGAUCAAAUAUUGUGGCCAAAUCCAUGUACAAUACAAGAAUUAAGAAUCCGAACAUGUACGGACGAAAAUUUGUUUAAUAUUCUUCAUCAGUUAUCGAAUCUUCGAAUUUUUGGAAUGAAUGAAUUUAAUAUCCAAAGUAUCAAUCAAAUUGUACAAAGAACCUCAUAUUAUCAAUUGACUUCAUUUUCUUUCAACUAUAUUUCCAUAUCAAUCGAUAAAAUUGAAUUUUUACUAUCGUUUUUUCCAUCUCUUAUUCAUCUUAAACUUACAACUAAAGCGAUUCAAUCAUAUGAUUUUGGAAAACGUUUCUCUCAAUGGGAACAGGAACAUUUUAUCGGUGAAAAAUUACCAUUACUUCAAAAAUUUGAUUUUGAUAUUUCUUUUAUGUGUGAUAACAACCUAAAUCUUGAAUCUAUUUUGACUCCGUUUUGUACAUCAUUCUGGCUCGAAGAGAAGCAUUGGUUUGUCACCGCUAUAUAUAGACAUGACAAUUGGGGUUCAAUUCUUACGCUUCAAUCAUCUAUAUUUUCAACAGAAAUAUUUCCUAAUAAAUUGAGCAGUAAUGCAGUAUCAUAUUCGGCUACGACGAGAAGAAGUGACAAUGCAUUGAAGAGAAGCAAUGACUGGAAUUUACGAAUUAAUUUAUCGUGGAUAUCUAUGGUAAAUAUAAAAUGUUUAUUAUGA